Molecule: messenger RNA, 3626 nt
Organism: Thunnus maccoyii (southern bluefin tuna)
Lineage: Eukaryota; Metazoa; Chordata; Actinopteri; Scombriformes; Scombridae
Exons: 11
Coding region: 289-1533 (414 amino acids)
Biological process (GO): endoplasmic reticulum to Golgi vesicle-mediated transport; positive regulation of GTPase activity
Cellular component (GO): endoplasmic reticulum membrane
Molecular function (GO): GTPase activator activity
Source: RefSeq, a predicted model, not a curated record
UUUCCAAUCUUUAAGACGAAAAUAUAUACCAGUUAAGUAUGCAACCACUGAUGCCCAAUAUCUUGGUUUUAAACCUGUAGAGUUGCUACAGGACAGAUGUGUAGGCUACCUUUUUGGGCCUCAUUUGAUCCACGUUAGAGACAGUUUUGACAAGUUUUCACUGGCUAACUCUUGAUGAAAGGGGCAAGGAAAUGAAGAUUUUAUUGAAAAGGGUCACACUUUCCAUUUGUCCGUUUGCCUAUGGCACAACAGAAACUUCGUCUUCUGGUAGUCAGUUUUUAAAGGGGGAUGAAAAGGCUCAAGAGGAAGAAACAUAACGUAGGAGUUGUGGUGAAUGGGAAUCGAUCUGUCACAAGAGAACCAGAUUGUGGGAGGAAACAGAAGUUGGCUGAGAUCCAUCAGGCUUUGAACAGUGAUCCAGUGGACAUUGAGACCCUGAGGAAGGCAGCAGCCAGUAAGGGAGGACUGCUCACUGAUGAACUGAGGAGGAAAGUCUGGCCCAAACUGCUGAACAUCAAUGUGUAUGAUCUACCACAUAAACCUGGUCGAGAUGUGAGGGAAAACCACAAGGACUACAACCAGGUAGUCCUGGAUGUCAGGAGGUCUAUGAAGCGGUUUCCUAAAGGUAUGCCAGCCACAGAGAGAGCCAUACUUCAGGAGCAGCUCAUUGACAUCAUCCUGGUGGUUUUGAAAUGUAACCCUCAGCUCCACUACUACCAGGGCUAUCACGAUGUGGCCGUCACUCUGCUGCUGGUAGUCGGGGAGCGGAUGGCCAUUGCCAUGCUGCACACGCUGUCCAAAUAUCACCUCAGGGAUUUCAUGGAUCCUACAAUGGACAGCACUAAACACAUUUUAAACUACCUGAUGCCGAUAUUGGAACAGGUAGAUACAGAACUACACGACUUCAUGAUCAGAGCGGAGGUGGGAACCAUCUUUGCACUGUCCUGGCUCAUCACGUGGUACGGCCACGUCCUGCCAGAGUUCAAACACACCCUGAGACUCUAUGACUUCUUCCUGGCCUCCCAUCCACUGAUGCCCAUCUACCUCGCCGCUACGAUUGUGCUGCACAGAGAGAAGGAGGUGAAGCAGACAGAAUGUGACAUGGCCAUGGUCCACCACCUCCUCUCCCGCAUCCCCCCGGACCUCCCAUACGAACUUCUUAUUGGCCAGGCUCAGGAGCUGUUCGACCAGUAUCCUCCUUCUUUACUGGCCAAACGGGCAGCGCUGCAGUCUCGCAAGAGUCUGUCCAUAAGCACCUUUAAGGCAUUUCAGCUCUCCACCCUCCACCAGAGACCAGACUCGGUGCUCCAACGCCUCACCAAGGCCCAGGACUCCACCACCUCCAGAUAUGCCUCUCGACACUCUGGCCUGGAAGCAGCUUUGCCCCGGGACGGAGGCCAGCUGUGGGGGAAGGGGAACAGGAUGGUGAAGAUGGCAGUGUGGGGGCUGUCCGCCACGCUCGGGGCGGCCGUGUUCGCCGUGGCCCAGACGGCCAUGGACUGGGGACCCGAGGUGUUACUACAACUGUUCUGAUGUGGCGGUGGGGAUUUAGACUGUUAGACACGCACAUUGACACAUGGUGACAGCAGACACUAUCUGCUCUUCACAUGGAUAAACAAUAUAUAAAAACACACAUACACAAACACAGACUUUGAAGACUUGAAGCUCGUUUCUCCUGUUGAGAGGGGGCAACGGAGAAAAGCAGGAGGUCAGUUAUCUUGGUGCCAAACAGGUUGUUGCUACUCAACCACGAUGAACAUAUGUUGACUAGUAGAGCCUCAGGAUGUGUGUGCAUGUGUGUUGUAUGUUUCUGAGCGUGCAUGCCAGACCUCCUACCACAUGUAAGACACUAACACAUCUUGCUUUUUCAGGCUGUUGGUAACACAUUACCACCGUUUUUACCAUUUUUCAUGCGUGUCUCAGUAUGUUUCCUGUUUGCUGAUAAUUUUUCUGAUUACUUGUUUUUAGGCUGUCAUGCUUGUUACGCUGCAAUUCUGUCGAUAGUGUUUUUAGUGCGCCUGUUGGAUCAGCAGCCAUAUCUAAGAGCCAAAAGUGCCCCUAGCCAGCACGAUGACACAUGAAUACAAAUUAUUAAAGAGCGGUGUUUUCUGCUGAAAGCUUCCAGUUACGAGCGAAGACGGAGAGCAGGAGAGUAAAUGUGAGAAAGAGGGGAGGAUGGAAGGAGAGAUUUUGCCUGUGAGCCACUGAUAUUAAUUGUUUUACUCCAGGUGUCAGCGAGUUACAUUUACAGUAGAGGAGCUGUUGCUGCCCCAAAAGUGAACAUUGCACACAGUUAGCAUGCAGAAAAGCAGCACUCAUGCAAGCAACGAGCCUGUUGCAGAUGCAUUUUGCAAGAGGUAUUGAAACACAUCUUUUUUUAAUACGUUAUUUUUAUAUUUUCUGUAGCAGUUUUCUGGCUGUUGUGGCCCACCAGUGCUGAAUAAGUAUGGGGAAGACACCAGUACUUUUACAUUCUUAAAAUAUUUACCAGGUUUGCGCCAACAUCCACCCUGAACAGCCGUCAACAGAGCUACAGUGCAUGUACUCUGUUCUCCUCAACAUCAUAUUCCUCUUCAGCAUUUACAGCUGUGCUUAAAAAUAAUUCUACUGCUACAUUUAGGGGGGCAAUCGGAGAUUUUUAACAUAUUUCAUAGAGGAAAUUGUGAUUUUAUUUUUUUUUAUAAUUGGAAGAAGAAAACUACCUGCAUCUCCUUUGACAGCACCUGACAUAGAUAUUGUUGGGAUAUUUGUUUGACCAGAAACAUAAUCACAGAGUUUCAUAGGCUGAAUGGUAUAUUAAUAAUACAGGCUGUUACCAACUGAGGUACAUACAUAUGUAAAGAAUGUAGGGGUUUCUCCAGACAGCAAUGGUAUGCUCUGUGUGUCGACUUAUAUUCUGAAAUAUUUAUCACCUUUUACUAGCAUGUAGCCCAGCUGCAUCUGUUAACACAACAUCACUGUAGUCACAACACUCUCCUCCCUGCGCUUCCUCUAUCAUCAGAUUUAUGGAGAACAUCUUCACACAGCUGCAUGUACAGUCUGCACUGUUGAGUUUAGUUGCUUUGGAGCGUAUGAAUUCAACUGGUACAUAGUCUGUUGUGUGCAAAAUUACAGUUCACAAGAGUACGGUUCAUCAACAGUAAGCACCAGAAGAAAUUGAUUGGUACAUAUAGGACAAACAAGGGUAGUUUGGCUGUAAAUUUGUUGUACAAACACAGAGAGCUCCAGAAAGUCACAUUUCUAGCUUUCAGGGCAAUCUGGGCCUAUUAGGACGAGGAUUGUGGAAUAGUUAACAAACCAGUCAGUUAAUCUGUCACUUGAUUAGUUAGAUUCAGACAUUCUUCAGAAAAUGUGAUAAUCAGUCAGUUAAUUUAUUAGGCCAUCAGUAAAUCAAUCAGUGGCCUGUAACUCAGGUAGUCGACUGAUCUGUAGACCAGUUAGCAGCUCGAUACGUGAGCGAUUCAGACAUCCAGUCAGUUAGUAACCUGCACUGAUUGCUUGAAUCACCUCUCAGAUUUCAGUUUUACAAGUAGUACAUCACAUGAAACAAUACAUGUGUCUGUCUUUGUUUUUAAAAUGCAUUAAUUGUGUGUGCUUGUGUGAAUGUGGGUAUGUGUGUGUGAGAG